UAUCAUCGUACAUGUUUUAUUUGUAUCAUUCUAUUGCAAAAGAAAAAAAGAUGGGAAUGAAAUAAAUUAGAUCUAUUACAUACUACGUAAAAGAAUUAAAAGGUUAUGUUAAAAUGAAUAACGAAGUACAAUCUAAACAUUUCUAACAGAAAUAGUCGAAAUCAUGUACAAAUAUGUUUCCAUAAAUUAUCAUAUGAAAUUAGUCAACACUUAAACUAGAUGUAAAAUGUUUAUAUACCGAAUUCAUAAUGAUAAUACAGUGAAUUAAAAGAUUUUUCGCAUCAGAAGCUGUUCGUGUGUGCAGUGUCCGCCAUUUUGCUUUCUAUACAUCUGACAUGUCUUUCUAAUGUUAUUAUCGAUGAAUGCUGAAAUUUGUGCGUGAAUCUUCAAUCUCGUUGGAGUGUAUUUUGUACGAAAAAGGUUGGAUUGCCUCUGAUUGGGCAACAACCUCCAUUACUGUUGGGACUAAUUUCCAUUGUCCCAACCUCGGUUAAACUAAACGAAACGAGUUCAUAAAGAGAACUUCGCGAUAGUAUUUGUGAAUAGUUUACUUUUGUUAUAGGGUAUAAAUAUACUACAAGAUUCAUCUUAUGAGAUUUUCUGACUGUAUUAUUGAAACUUCAUUACAAUAUUUUGCACAAUGUCCUGUUGUCUAUAUAAGGAGUGAACAUAACCAAACUGUGUUGAUAUUCAACAUCAUGUACUGUCAACAAUAGAGAUAAAAUGAUUAUUAAUAUGGCUUUGAAUUGUCAAAGUUUAUCAGAACUUUUAGAAUCUACAUUCAAUGUUUUGCUGUUUUGUGUAAUGAAAUUAUUUGAAAAUGUAUAGAGUAUAUUCAAUGUGAAUUGCUAUGCGAGGCAAGGAUUGUUUUUAUCCUGAUCUAGCCAUGGACUAAGUUUACGCUUAUUGCUUGAACCAGGAGAUUUUAAUAAUCAUCUGAUACACAUUAUGUAUAAUAUGCGAAUUUAAACAUAUAUAGUGAUAUAUAGCUUUAAUUGAUCUAGACAUUAUUAAUUCCUAAAGUAUUAUUUGCACUUUUAAAACGUAGAAUACAUUUUAUUGUCAUUUAACUAUAUAAGAUUUUUUGUAAAAUUUCACUACAAAAUUUGAUACUAAAUAGUAGGUAAACAAUUUUAAUAUUUCUAUUGAAGCACAGCUCAUGACAAAAUUAAGUUUUGUAGAUAUGCAAAUACAUGUAAAUAAGAUAGCUGGGUACACAUUAUUAAUAUAUGUAACAUUAUUAGUAUAUGUAGUGCAUAUGACUAUUUUAUAAGUUAUUAUACUUUGUACAAAAAUUCAUUUUAUUAGUUAUAUUACCUUGAUGCAUAUGUAAACAUUAAUGUGUUUGAAACAAAUACAAAAACAACCAAACUGUGAUACAAUACAAUAAAAAUAACUUUUUAUUUUUUUAUUCUCAGUAUUAUGAAUUCAGAAAUAUUUAUGUAUGGACUUGGAUCUAGGCACAUGGCGUAAACUAAGUUUUAUCUAGAUAAGAAGAAAGUUGAUUUGGAAAGUUUGAGAAUGCAGGUAGAACAGAAUACAAAGAAAGCGGUAAUCAAUGAAGGUCCCUAUAUCCGAAAACUCAAACAUGGACAAUAAAUUGAAGUUUUCGGAUCGUUUGAAGGCUUUGCUGAAAACUGAGGCUCAUCAAGAUGUUGAUCCAUAUAUUUUCAGUGAACCAGAGCCAUUUGGUACAGCAACAGGAAGAAAUGUUACAGUAGUGUCAUCCAAAAAUUCUAAAGUAAUGCAAAAUUGUAAAAAUAGUAAGACUAAAGAAAAAUGUAUGAAACAAAGAAUAAGGAUAACAUCCAUACCAGAUACGGAAUUCAAAGCUGUACAAGACCGUGCUGUAGAAUUAGAUGCUGAUUGUAGUGUUGGUGGUGGUGGCAGUGGUGGUGGUGAUGGUGAACAUAUAGACUAUAAAUUUGCAAUCGAACAAAAACGUCGUCAUAUUGAAAAUUUACAAAGACUAAAAAAUAGAAGGCAAAGUCGGGACCAUACACUGUUGUAUUAUCCUAGAGCUGGAGAUGAAAUAUCAGAUAGUGAUUCUAGUGGAGAUGAAAUGACAAUUUACCAACGUUAUUGGUUUUCUGGAGAAAAUACUUCGACAUUGAAUCGUUCUGCACGUCUUUCUCAAUUACGUUCUCAAUUGAGAAGAAGACUACUUCAGUUACACAAAGGUGGAACAGAUUCAGAAAUUUUGUUACGUGAUAGGGCUAGGUGUCUGUUAGAAGCUGCUUGCAAGGAUCCUACAUCUACAGCGAGAGCUUUAAGUGGUUCUCCAAGUACAAGUAAGGUGGUAGAGGGGCCACUUCUAGUUGGUGGACUUUGUGGAGCUGAUGGAUGCCAACAGACAUCUCUACCUUGUACUCGUCACUGUUCUCGUCAUAUUAUGUUAAAUGGAGAUCAACUUUUAUUUGAACAUUGCACUGCCAAAUUUAGUGAUAAUACACAAUGCUGUAUUCCUGUGUUUGAUGUUGCACAUGAAUUACCUCUUUGUCCAGAACAUGCAAGAAAAAGGGAUAAUUAUCAUCGUAAAGCCCAAGAAUCUAAACCAAAGAAAGCUCGUAAAAAACCAACAUCUCCCACAAUUCCCAGGCCUAAACCAAAAUCCAGGCCGAAGAAACGAAAGCGGCCUCCUGCAAAUAAACUUGAGAUUAAAGAUCCUACUCUAGUACAUGAGGAAAGUCAAUAUUUGAAUCAAAUAAACUCUAGUGAAAAUCAGACAAAAACUUUGAAUAAUUUGAAUACUGUAGCACAGGGAAGUUCAAAUUCUGCUAACUUAAAUUUAGGAUUAGGACUUGGUCUUGGAGGAGGACUUAAAGAUCUGGGAGAUCAUGAAGUGUUUCCUUCUUUGGAUUCUGCAGAGCAUGAUUUUGGCAAUGUGCUCAACAACUUACCUGCUGAUGCUUUUAAUGACUUAUUUAUUGAAGGCAGAAAUGGUGAAUAUGAACCAUCAAGAGAAGAAGAAGAAGAAUUGGAACGAGCACUAGAGGCAGUAGAUAAGGAUGUACGAAAUUUGGAAAGAAUGGGGCAAACACAUGGACUUUUAGAGCCAGCUUUAUUGGCUCAACUUAUGUCAGACAUUGCUUCGUAGCCCCGCCUAUUUUAAUAAUAUAAUAAUUUGAAAACGAGUUCACGUGUGUUCCUUACAAUAUAGAAAAAAAAUACUGUUUGUGUCUGUGCUGCUAAAUGUAAGAUUGUGUUAUUAACUUUCGUUACAUAACUAUAAAAAUCCAAGAUAAUGGCAGGGAUUGAUAUACAGAAAGUAACAAGAAAUAGUAAUUAUAAUUAAUUUAAUAUAAAUUUCAUUGGAUACACUUAUAUUAUAUAGCUAGAGUCACAUAUAAAAAAAUUAUAUUUCUUGUAAAUGCAAAAAAUUCCAUCCUUGCUAAAAAGUAAUCAUGAAAAAGUCGUAAUCUCAUCUUGUUUUAUAUAUUUGCAGAUUAUUUUGAAUAUAAUUUAAAAGUUCAGUUAUAGUGUUAUAGUUAUAAUGAUACAGCAAUAAAUACUUUUUACUUAUGAAAGAUAUAAAAGUCAAAACAUAAAACACUUCUACAAAUUAAUUCUCAAAAGUCAAAACUAUAAACUAUAAACUAAUUCUUAAUCUAAAGGCUCAGAGAUUUAUUUUUAUUUAUUACUUUAUUUAGUUACAACACAAAAUAAAAACUCAAUUUAUUUAAACAUAUUUAUUAAUACAUUAUUUUCAUCAUUAAUGAUUUUUUGUUUUUAAAUAUCCUGAUAUGGCUGCAAAUAAUAUUCAUAAAUAUUUUGUAAAGAUAUGAUUUUAUAUAAUUUCUCUGAUUUAUAUAAAAUUUCUGACAUUUUAAAUAGAAUUAAAAUCUUUUAUUAAAAAUCAAUACAUUACUUAGUUCAUUAUACAUUUUGAUAAAAAUGUAAUUAGGUUUUGUUUGAAUCAGACAUUGGAGGUGUUUUAAUAAAUUAUUUUCUAUCAAGAAACUUUAUUUAUAAAAUACAAUUGCAUGAACACAUGACUGAACUUAAAAAAAAACUACAUAUACAUAUAAAUAGUCAUUCAUUUUUAUCAUCUACCUGCUGUAAUAAUUAUAUGCGAAUAAUUGCAAAUAAUCUUACUCAUAUAUGCAUAAUCAUCACUAUCAUUUUUUUCAUUUUGUAUUAUAAUCAUGUAGACAAAUGUUCAGUAAUAGAUAGCUGUAACAUAUAAUUAAAGAUUCAACUUAAUAAGAAGUGCCGAAAUAGUUUCAUUUUUGAUAUUUUUAGUAAUUGUAAUAUGAUUCAAUUUCUUUUGCAGCCUAUAAAAAAAGAUGACACGCGAUAUAUUAUUUUAUUAUUGAAAAUAAAACUAUAAAAAAUUCAAAUCUAAAAAAUCUAACGAGGCACAGAUUCUGAGAGUAAAACUAGAUUGUUCUAGUUAAUUAUAAGAAUAACUAAAUCAUUUACUGCCAUUUAAUAUUUAAAUGAUUACAAUAUCGCUAUAGCUAGAGAAUACAUGUAAUGUUUCCAAAUGUAUGCAGUAUAUUUCAGAUUUUAUCAUAAUUUUAAUACAUAUCGCAAUUGAAAAUCAAAAAAAAAAACUAUGUUGAAUCACUUUGUAGAUUAUAAAUAAAUGUCAUUAGAGUAAAGCAACAAAAAACAAUUUACAUGUAACACCAGAAUUGUACAGGUUUUGUGAGAUCUAGUUUUUAUUGUCAAAGUUUCUGUGCCAAAUAUACUUGUUAAGAUAUUAAUUUUUGUACCUUGUAUAUGCGUGUCAUUAUUCAUAAAUAAUAGGUCGCAAGGAAGUAUAUCUUAAAUAAUAAAUGUUUUAACUAAAUGUAAACCAACACAAAUGGACAGUAAAUUUGUCACUUGUAAAUGGAAAAAAACACAAUAUAAUUUACAAUUUAACCCAUAUUGGGAUUAAAUUAAUGUCAUAUAUAUUGUUAUUAUAUAUAAUGGUAGUAAGUAGGUACAGUAAUUAUUUAUAUAAGGACAAUGCAAAAUUUAAUCAUGAAAGAAAUGCAUUGCUUCAAAUGUACCUAUAUGUGUAUCUCCUUGUAAAAUAUCAGCAUUAGUGCGCAUUAUUAGGCAUUACCAAUUAUAAGCAUAUUUUUUA
Messenger RNA from Frieseomelitta varia, 5077 nucleotides. RefSeq names its product INO80 complex subunit D. Bases 1559 to 3097 code for a protein of 512 amino acids. The record is from RefSeq and is a predicted model, not a curated record. The transcript is spliced from 2 exons. Gene Ontology annotation, cellular component: nucleus. Lineage: Eukaryota; Metazoa; Arthropoda; Insecta; Hymenoptera; Apidae.